This is a messenger RNA of Sphaeramia orbicularis (orbiculate cardinalfish), 1237 nucleotides long. It is a transcript of the gene sult2st3, whose product is annotated as sulfotransferase family 2, cytosolic sulfotransferase 3. The transcript is spliced from 6 exons. Bases 216 to 1079 code for a protein of 287 amino acids. The record is from RefSeq and is a predicted model, not a curated record. Gene Ontology annotation, molecular function: sulfotransferase activity. Lineage: Eukaryota; Metazoa; Chordata; Actinopteri; Kurtiformes; Apogonidae.
GGGUUCUGGGUUGCGUUUCCAGUACCAGUGGUUUGAACACGUUCAUCUGAUAAAAAACUCCAGUCCAUUCAUGGUAAGAACCUGCUCCUCAGGUUCUGUUUCUAGCUGGAGCCCCGCCCACUCCAGCCCAGGGGAGGAGUCCUGAACAGUCGGAGCAGCUGGAUCCCUGUGAACCCGCCAGACAGAGGGUCCUGCCGUCCACCCGGGUCUGGAUCAUGUCGUCCCUGCAGUACUUGGAGUACCGGGGGCUCCUCCUGCCCCCCCUCGCCCACUCUGCUGAGAGCCUGGAUUUCGCCCAGAACUUCUGUGUGGACGACACCGAUGUGUUUGCCGUCACUUACCCCAAGUCAGGUACCAUCUGGAUGCAGGAGAUCCUCCCGCUGGUUCUGAAUGGGGGGGAUCUGACCCCGGUCCAGACCAUCCCCAACUGGGACCGGGUUCCGUGGCUGGAGGAGAAGCGUUUGGCGCUGGUGCUGGAUCAGCUGACGUCUCCUCGGGCGCUGGUCACUCAUUUCCCCUUCGACCUGAUGCCCCCAUCCUUCCACACGUCCAAAGCCAAGGUCAUCUACGUGAUGAGAAACCCCAAGGACGUCCUGGUGUCUUCCUACUUUUUCCACCAGAUGGCAACGUUCCUCGAUGACCCCGGCACCUUUGAUGAGUUCAUGGACAAGUUUCUAGAGGGCAGAGUUCUGUUUGGAAAAUGGACGGAUCAUGUGAAGAGUUGGAUGAAGGCGGAGCUCGGAGACAGGAUCUUAUACAUGACAUAUGAGGACAUGGUGGAGGACCUGCCGGGGUCUCUGAGGACCAUCUCCCAUUUCCUGGGGAAGAAUCUGAGUGACCAAGUAAUCGACAAGAUCGCAGAGACCUGCUCCUUCAAGACCAUGAAGGACAACAAGAUGUCCAACUUCAGCCUGGUCCCCAAGAUGUACAUGGACUCAGACAAGUCCCCAUUCCUCAGGAAAGGGAUCGUUGGAGACUGGAAAAACCACUUGAACCCAGAUCAGCUGGCUCGGUUCUGUUCAGUCAUCAGGAAAGAGCUGGAGGGACAGAGCAUGUCUCUGCCCUGGAGUCUGGACUGAGGACAGGUCCAGGAGACGCCCACACGCCCACCUGGACGGAUGGACAGUUGGGCAGACAGCUGUGGUGUCUGUCCUUUAUCUUGUUUCAGAUCAAAAUAAUGUUCCUGUUGAUUUUCACAGGUUCAACUCAUUAAAGCUCAGACGCUGUUGGACAAUCA